CACGAACCUGCUGAUGCCCAGAGUGCUCACAGGGCUUCCACUAACUAUGCCACAGCCGCCCGCAGCUACUUUGGCGCUGCCCCUGCUACUGCUACUGCUGGUGGUGCGGGAGCCGCCCCCGACCGGCGCGCGGCCGUCCCCAGGCCCGGAUUACCUGCGGCGCGGCUGGCUGCGGCUGCUGGCGGAGGGCGAGGGCUGUGCUCCCUGCCAGCCGGAGGAGUGCGCAGCGCCGCGGGGUUGCCUGGCCGGCUGGGUGCGCGACGCUUGCGGCUGCUGCUGGGAAUGUGCCAACCUCGAAGGCCAGCUCUGCGACCUGGACCCCAGCGCCCACUUCUAUGGGCGCUGCGGCGAGCAGCUUGAGUGCCGGUUGGACGCAGGUGGCGACCUGAGCCGCGGAGAGGUGCCGGAACCGCUGUGUGUCUGCAGCUCACAGCGCCCGCUCUGCGGUUCCGACGGCCUCACCUACUCGCAGAUCUGCCGUCUGCAGGAAGCGGCCCGAGCUCUGCCAGACGCCAACCUCACUGUGGCGCACCCAGGGCCCUGCGAAUCGGAGCCCCAGAUCCUGUUGCACCCAUCCGACAUCUGGAAUGUGACCGGGAAGGAUGUGAUCUUUGGCUGUGAGGUGUUUGCCUACCCCAUGGCCUCCGUCGAGUGGAGGAAGGAUGGCUCGGACAUUCAGCUGCCAGGAGAUGACCCCCACAUCUCUGUGCAGUUUAGGGGUGGACCCCAGAGGUUUGAGGUGACAAGCUGGCUGCAGAUUCAGGCUGUGCGUCCCAGUGAUGAAGGCACCUACCGCUGUCUGGCCCGCAACGCCCUGGGUCAGGUGGAGGCCCCAGCUAGCCUGACCGUUCUCACACCCGACCAGCUGAACUCCACAGGCAUCCCCCAGCUACCAUCCCUGCUCCUGGUCCCUGAGGAAGAAGCUGAGAGUGAAGAGGGCGAGGACUACUACUAGGUCCCCAACCCUGGCCAGUGGGGGUGUGUGAGUGGGGAUAGUUUUUGCCCCUGCUCUUGAAAAGAUCUGGAAAGGGGGAGCAAAGCUUCUUAACAGAUUGCUUUUAAUGCCUUUAGUGGGUGAGGCAUGGGGUGGUGAGACAAACAUUGGAGGAGGGUAAGGAGAGGCAGAGACCAGGGUACAGGGGCGGUGGGACGUAAAGGGGCCCCUGCAGGAGAUGCACGCACCCACUAAGAAGAAGGCAACAGCUGUGCUCUGGUCCCCAGGCUGAGUGGAUGGGGGGAGGGGAGUGGGGUAGAGCUGACUUAAAAAGCUGCAGAGAACAGGUUCCUCCCUUGCUUCCCAGCAGCCCUUCCGCCAGCCCUGAUGGGCCAGUCUUCCUAACUGCCCUUCUGCACAGCUCCUGCUGUUGUUUUCCUUGUCCCCAGUCUUUGCCUUGCCCCAGUUUGCCCUUUCUCAAAAUUAACCUUCUGGGAAUUUCCUUCUCUCCUAAGUCCCAGUUGCGCUUACUAACUGCAGUCCUCUUUGCUGCUUGCUGUCUGCUACCCAGGAGAGCACCAUGGGGCAUGGGUUAGUUCAGUGCAGUAAGAUGGGCAUUUGGUCAUGUCCAAUUUCUCCUGUCAUUCUGGAAACUCCGUAUUUUAUACUACUUUGUGUUGGACAAUGCCUAGCACAGGACUAGGCACAAUAAGCACACAAUAAAGGUGUAUGAACAAACAGA
Phyllostomus discolor (pale spear-nosed bat) is the source of this 1676-nucleotide messenger RNA. It is a transcript of the gene KAZALD1, whose product is annotated as Kazal type serine peptidase inhibitor domain 1. Gene Ontology annotation, molecular function: insulin-like growth factor binding. Gene Ontology annotation, biological process: regulation of signal transduction; regulation of cell growth. Gene Ontology annotation, cellular component: extracellular region. The record is from RefSeq and is a predicted model, not a curated record. Lineage: Eukaryota; Metazoa; Chordata; Mammalia; Chiroptera; Phyllostomidae.